Molecule: messenger RNA, 1063 nt
Organism: Brachypodium distachyon (stiff brome)
Lineage: Eukaryota; Viridiplantae; Streptophyta; Magnoliopsida; Poales; Poaceae
Product: U3 small nucleolar RNA-associated protein 5
Exons: 6
Coding region: 121-840 (239 amino acids)
Biological process (GO): maturation of SSU-rRNA from tricistronic rRNA transcript (SSU-rRNA, 5.8S rRNA, LSU-rRNA)
Cellular component (GO): nucleolus
Source: RefSeq, a predicted model, not a curated record
GCGACGCUUCUUCCACCCAGAGUCUUCCUUCUCCCCCCGGCUCCGCCGCCGCUUUCGCUCUUCUUCUCUUCCUCCAUCCCUCAGCCGCCGCCGCCUCCUCCCCUCGCCACCAACCGGAAGAUGCUGGCCACGGAUCAAUCGCGGUCGCGCCGCCGCCGGCGUCCUGCCGAGGACGCUCCCCUCCCAUCAGACACCGUUAAUCCGGAGUACAAUCUCGACGAGCCGACCAUGGAGGAAAAGCUCGCGGCUCUGAAUCUGCCCGCCGAGACGGCAGGCGGCGCUGCGGAGGAGAAGUCUGUCUCCGCGGCGAUGGCGGUGCCCCCCAGCGCGGAUUCAGUCCACGUCUUGCUCAAGCAAGCUCUGACGGCUGAUGACCGCGCCUCGCUGCUGAGUUGCCUCAACAACAGAGAUGACAAGGUCAUCAGGAAGUCAAUAUCGCUUCUUUCUCCAGCAGAUGCCAUGAAGCUUCUCAAGUCCUUGAUAUUGCUAAUGCAAUCUAGGGGUUCAGUAAUGGUUUGUCUGCUCCCAUGGCUACAAGCUUUGCUUAGUCGACACAUGAGCAGCAUAGUAUCCCAGGAAUCUUCUCUGCUGCUGCUAAACUCACUCUAUCAUCUGAUCGAUGCAAGGACGUCGACCUUCGCAUCAGCCCUUGAAGUUUCCACGUGUCUAGAUUACCAUUUCAGCGAGAUCUGCGAUGACGAACCUGGCGAAGAAGAGGAAACCGCGCCGAUUGUGUACGAGGACAAGGACACUGAUGAGGAAGAGUCUGAAGUCGACGACGCCAUGGAAACCGAUGACAAGGAGACUGACGAGGAAGAAUCUGAAGUCGAUGACAUGUGAACCGAAGAAGAUCACUUUUGGUGCCUUAAGUUCUAGUAGCUGCUGUACUGUCAUGAUGAUGAACAAUUGAAACUGACAACGAGAGUGGAAAUUUUGUGGUUUCCUGAUUGUAUAUCAGUAUCUUUCAAGACUCACAUUCUUGUCCCUCCAUUGUAAUCAUAUUUGCUACGUGUUGUCGGAUUCAUCCUUCAUAUGGUGGGUGCCAUCAAGCCAUUUUAGGUUA